AUGAGUGAUGUCAUCGAUCAGCUGACGGAGGUGGAGAGCCCAGAGCAUGCUAUCAUGCGCAAAGCUGAGGAGGGCGGAGCCCGGUCCAUGACAUCAUCACGAGCAGCGGAGGGCUUUGCUCAGCUGAUGGACUUUGGAGACUCCUGCUCCGUGACCUCAGACAGCGGCCUGGGACACCUGCCCCCCGUCGCCCAGGUGACACACCUGCCCCCCGUCACCCAGGACACCAGAGCAGCAGACGACCCCUCCUCCUCCCCACACACGCUGCCCAUCAAACACACACCUGUGGACGAGACGGUUGCCGUUACACACACACCAUCUGCGACCACUGCCCCGCCACCUCGGGAGCAUGCCCCACUGGAGACGCCUAAUGCACAGCCCCGAUUGGUAGACGGAGGCCAUGUCCACGCCCCAAGCCAGGAGGAGGAUGAGGAGGAGGAGAAGGAAGAAGAAGCACAAGAACGAGCAGAAGAGGCGAGAUGUGCAGUAGAGGAGAAAGAGGAGUGUGAGAGGAUUGUGGUGCGGGGCAAGAGGCAGACGCGGUCGGCGAGGAGACUGCUGAUGGGAGAGGGGGAUGAAGAGAAGGAGAGAGAGGAGGAGGAGGAGGAAGGUGAGGUGCUGCGCAGGUCAAGUCGCUCUCGAAGGUGUUUGGAUCUGGGCGUCACCGGGAGACAGAAGAAGAGCCUGGAGAAGGUGUCUGAUUGGCUCCUGAAGAUUCCGCUGCAGAAUGCACCAAUCAGCCAGGAGGAGGGCCGGGAGGAGAGCCAAUCAGCAGGAAAUGAAUCCUCCACUGAUGACACGAGCAGCAUCAACGGCCACAUGACCCACCAGCCAGCCAACCAGGAGCAGGGCACGGCUGUCCAGGUUGGUGGGGUUAAACGCCUGGAGGAGCGCGUGUUCGGUCGGGUGUACGGGAAAGCACCUGCAGGACUGCGGAGGAAGAGCGACUCACCUGACGAAGAAGACACAGGUGCAGUGUGGGAUACGGAGCUGGACGUGUGGAGGACUAGAGAGCCAGGUGCACCCUGGGAUAGCGAGGUGCCAGUGGAGGAGCGUCCAGCUGCUGCUGCUGCUGAGGACGGCCAAGAGGAGACACCAGGGGGCGACGUGGAGCAGCCGUCAGGCCUGGAGUGCGAUAUUCGCCAGCAGAGGAAGAGGAAGAGGAAGUCACAGCCCCUCACCCCUGCAGACUUCAUCAAGAGACCCUGUAACGGUGGGGAGGAGGAGGAGGAGGAGGCAGGGAAAACCCUUGUGGAGGUGGAUGGGGAGCAGAGCGGCCCUGCAGCAGGGGAGGGAAGGGAGUCACCUCAUCAAUCUCCUCCUGACACACCUCCAGGCAGUGACCCUGCCCUGUCUGAACUGGAACUCGCACAGGUCGACAGAGGGUCGGAGGCUGGGUCGGAGGUUGAGGUGGUGGUGGGGCGUUCGGCAGCAGAGGGGGGGUCAGAGUUUGAGGUGGCGCCAGCGAAGACGAGAGCAGCAAGGGGCAAGAGGAAAGCUGGCAUGACGCAGGAUGCCUGGACACAUCUGCAGACAGAACUGAACUCGGGAGUAGGAGAGAAGGUGGGUCGGCCUCGCAGGAGCGAGCGGCCGGGAUUGGAGAAUCGUGAGAGUAGAACCCGUCCAUUGACGCUGCUCAGCGCGGGGGCUGAAGAACGCCCUCUGGAGCCACAUCAUGCUUGCGGGGCCACGGCGGUAGCCAUGGCGAGGAUGACUGUUGACGUGGCGAUCGAGAGCUUCCCUAGUAGCUGUAGCAACAGCCCCGACGCCCACGACGCCCGCACCUUCCGACGCGGACGCAAACUCCAAGACUUCACCAGGGAGGUGCAGGGCGAACCCUCACUGGCUCCACCCACCACAUCACCCCGCCCCCUUCAGCUGGUGCUGUCAGGACUCCAACCCUCACAACAGGUCCUGGUUAAGAAGUUUGCCAAGCGGAUGGGUGGCAGCGUUGCAUCACAGGUGUCGUCCAGAACAACACACAUCAUCAUAAACACAGAUGAGCAGUUGGUAUGUGAGAGGACUCUAAAGUAUUUCCAGGGCAUCACACACAGGAAAUGGGUGCUUAGUUACCUCUGGGUCUCUGAGUGCAUUAAACAAGACAAGAUCGUUAAUGAGGAGGAGUUUGAGGUGUGUGGUGAUGUUGUUUCUGGCCAGAGCCAUCGAGGACCCCAGAGAGCACGACUCACACAUCAGUUGCUGUUCAAUGGAGUUGAGGUUUGUCUCUAUGGCUCCUUCACUGGAAUGACCACAGGUCAGAUGGCAGAGAUGGUUGAACUGUGUGGAGGUUCAGUUGUGGACAAUCCGCAGCACUUCUCAGAUAUGUGCUCUUCUCGGCUCAUCAUUGUGCAACCUGAAGUGGAAUCAGCGAGCGCCUUAAAUCUAAGCAGUGGUGCGUUGUUGGUGAGUCGUGCCUGGCUGCUGGACUCCAUUGGCUGCUUCUCUCUGCAGGAUCCAAUCAACUACUGUCUACAAACCACACUCCCUGCCACAUGACCCGUAACCCCACCCGCCCCCUUAUAAAGACUGCUGGGGCCUAUACUAAGAAGUCGGUUCAGGAGUGCACCAGGUUAAGUUAGGGAGGUCAAUCAUCUAAUAGAUGAACCUGGUGUACUCCUGAACUGGCUUCUUAGUAUACCCCUCAGGUGCCCCCUAAUAAAGACUGCUGGUUUGGACCCUGGCCUUUUUUUUUCUGAAAAUGCCAUCACGGGCCAUGGGUG
Engraulis encrasicolus (European anchovy) is the source of this 2720-nucleotide messenger RNA. RefSeq lists its product as uncharacterized. The record is from RefSeq and is a predicted model, not a curated record. NCBI's taxonomy places the organism in Eukaryota, Metazoa, Chordata, Actinopteri, Clupeiformes, Engraulidae. Gene Ontology annotation, biological process: negative regulation of fatty acid biosynthetic process; dosage compensation by inactivation of X chromosome; chordate embryonic development. Gene Ontology annotation, cellular component: BRCA1-BARD1 complex; BRCA1-A complex; plasma membrane. Bases 1 to 2496 code for a protein of 831 amino acids. The transcript is spliced from 16 exons. Gene Ontology annotation, molecular function: zinc ion binding; ubiquitin-protein transferase activity; DNA binding.